GAAAAACUGCAUCCGGAUGAUUCGGCAAUGCUUGUUAGCGAUCCUGUUCUUUGCCAAGAAGGUGACGGUCUCGUCAGGUUUCUCUAUUGGACCAGUCCUGGUGUGGGCGUUCGCGUCUGUUUUCGUCGCCCCGGUGCCGGAAAACGUUUCGACUGGUGCAGCGCGGAGUUGACUACCGGCGAUCCCGGUCCGGCCCGGAUCACGAUCCCUGGAUCAAUUCUGCACAAAUUCGAGCUGGUCAUUGAAGCGAGAAAUUUCAUAUUUCAAGCCUUCGGUAUGGCCGGUGGCCUGUGCGUCCUGGAUGAUAUCAGCUACACGGCUAAAGCCGUGCGCAACUGCCGAUUGGAACCCCAUCUGGAUGCCCUAAUCGACCUAUCCAGACAAACCUGCAUGGCGGUGCAGUGCUCCUUCGACGAGCACGGCACGCAUCCCGUAGAAGAAUGCUUGCGUAGAAACAUUCACGAAACCCCNUCUGCAAAUGCGGUUGGAAAUUACCAUACUGGUAUACGAAAACCACUCGCUAGUCGUUAUGCUUAUGUUCAUGGACCUGGUGCUAAGGUGUUCUGGUUGUCCCAGUUCAGUCUGCCACGUGAUGCUGUACUGGAAUUCUGCUACUACAGGGCAUUUCGUAACGUACGUCUCGCCAUCUACAAUGAACAAGCGCCGAGUGAGAAUCGAACGCAACUCUAUGAAAGCGACGAAAUCGAUAGUAACCCUCAUGAGUGGGUCUGUGACGGG
Anisakis simplex (herring worm) is the source of this 738-nucleotide messenger RNA. The record is from the annotation of a GenBank genome assembly. NCBI's taxonomy places the organism in Eukaryota, Metazoa, Nematoda, Chromadorea, Rhabditida, Anisakidae.